CAGGAAGAAGAAGCGGCGGUCGCUCACGCUGUCUGUUGGUGGUACUGGCUAGCUAACUACUGCUCGUUUGUGGAUCAUGGCUGCUUCAAAGCCAGUCGAGCCGCAGUCCGGGACUGGACUACCCCGCUGGCAGCUGGCCCUGAUAGUCGGGACUCCUAUAGUGCUGGGAGUAGGGGCGUUUUACCUCUGGAAUCGCAGCAGGACGAAGGAAAGGAAAGGGACCGGGGAGCGGAAAACACCAGAAGGCAGCGCAAGCCCCGUGCAGGGCCAAGACGGCGCAACACGAGCCAGCCGAGAGCAGGAGAAUAUGAGCCCUUUGGAUCGGGCACAAGCAGCAAAGAACAAGGGUAACAAGUACUUCAAGGCCGGAAAGUAUGAGAACGCCAUUCAGUGCUACACAGAAGCCAUUGCUCUCUGCCCCACAGAGCAAAAGACUGACUUGUCAACAUUUUACCAGAACAGAGCUGCAGCCUACGAACAGCAGAUGAAAUGGACAGAAGUGGUACAAGACUGCUCUCAGGCCGUGGAACUGAAUCCACGCUAUGUCAAGGCUCUGUUCAGGAGGGCUAAAGCUCUGGAAAAACUAGACAACAAGAAGGAGUGCCUAGAGGAUGUCACAGCGGUGUGUAUUCUUGAGGCUUUCCAGAACCAACAGAGCAUGCUGCUAGCAGACAAGGUGCUGAAGCAGCUGGGAAAAGAGAAGGCCAAAGAGAAAUACAAGAACCGUGAACCGAUGAUGCCUUCUCCUCAGUUCAUCAAAUCCUACUUUAGCUCGUUCACUGAUGACAUAAUCUCGCAGCCUCUGCAGAAGGGGGAGAAGAAAGAUGAAGACAAGGACAAGGAGGGCGAGGCAGCGGAGGUCACUGGGAGCUCUGGCUACCUGAAGGCAAAGCAGUACAUGGAGGAGGAGAACUAUGACAAAAUCAUCAGUGAAUGCACCAAGGAGGUUGAGUCAGGCGGCCGAUACACUGCAGAGGCGCUCCUGCUGCGUGCCACUUUCUACCUGCUGAUAGGUAACGCUACUGCUGCUCAACCUGAUUUGGACCGGGUGAUCAACAUGCAAGACGCCAAUGUGAAGCUACGAGCCAAUGCUUUGAUCAAGCGUGGAAGCAUGUACAUGCAGCAGCAGCAGCCUAUGCUCUCUACACAAGAUUUCAACAUGGCAGCCGAGAUUGACACACGCAACCCUGAUGUCUAUCACCACAGGGGUCAGCUGAAAAUCCUGUUGGACCAGGUGGACGAGGCAGUGGGAGACUUUGAUGAGUGCAUCCUCCUCAGACCUGACUCUGCUCUGGCCCAGGCACAGAAAUGCUUUGCUCUUUACAGACAAGCAUAUACUGGAAACAACCCGUCACAAGUACAGACAGCCAUGGACGGCUUUGAGGACGUUAUCAGAAGGUUCCCCAAGUGUGCAGAGGGCUACGCUCUUUAUGCUCAGGCUUUGACUGAUCAGCAGCAGUUUGGAAAAGCAGACGAGAUGUAUGACAAGUGUAUUGAACUGGAACCAGACAAUGCUACUACAUAUGUCCACAAGGGUUUGUUACAGCUUCAGUGGAAACAAGACCUUGACCUGGGGCUAGAUCUCAUCAGUAAGGCCAUUGAAAUUGACAACAAAUGUGACUUUGCCUAUGAAACAAUGGGAACCAUUGAAGUUCAAAGGGGCAAUCUGGACAAGGCAAUAGAAAUGUUCAACAAGGCCAUUAACCUAGCCAAGUCAGAGAUGGAGAUGGCCCAUUUGUACUCAUUAUGUGACGCAGCAUACGCCCAGACAGAAGUGGCAAGGAAAUACGGGCUGAAACCUCCGACACUGUAACUUCUCCGCCAAUUGAUCGCCAAUCUUUUCAUUGCUCAACCUAAAUGUGUUAAAAGUGCAACUGUCUGACUUAACUUUGAUUUAUAAAAAGAAAAAAAAGAAUGCGUACUGGAUGAUAUGAGAAAGAGGGGGGUGAAAAAAGGAAGAGCCCUGAAAUGAUAUACCAGGUGGACAUCACAUUAAAAGGGUUUUGUUAUCGCGGAAAGAAGGAUUUCUAUUCACAAUCGAGCCGAGUCUGUGAUCCAGGCCUCUUGUUGACUCGGUGGUUGCAAGAGUAUGAAGUUGGAUAGGGGGUCUUAUCCAGUGCAGCCCUUUGAUUACACUUAAUUCAACCAAAACAUCAUCGUGAAACCUUUUUGUUUCUCAGAAUAAAGAGAGAGAUUGUGUCAUCUAGAGAGAAAAACAUACAUGGAUGGCCAUGUAUGCCUGUCUGAAUUAAUAGUAACUAUGUACAAUGUAAGAGAAUUGAAAUGUGCGCAGUCUGUUGAACCAAUUACUGACUUAAAGGCUUUUGUGACAGUUUUAAAUCUACAGAAAAUACUGUGAGAGCUUUAUGUAGUUCUAAUGGACUGUUCACUUGUUAAUAUAUGCUGAUCUAAAGUGGUUUUGUCCAGUUACUUUCAUAUUGUAACAUACAUUAUCGGUUCCGAAUGCAAGAUUAAAAUUGUAGUUACAUGUGUAAUGUCUGUGUUUGUAAUGCUGGAAUUGAUCCCAUGGACUCGGUGCAACAGAGGUUAGUUUAGCAUCUGAAGUGUUUUUUUUUUUUAUGGGAUUGCCUGUUGUUUUUUUAUAUACUUAUUGCAGCAUGUUCACUUUAUAAAUGUAAAUGCAAUGCUUGUGCUGUCUUGAACACUAGGAAAUCCCAACUAUAAGAGGCUUUGGGCAAAACACUUUAGAUUAGAAAGACUUAACCAACUUUAUAUCUUUAGUUUUUUGAGAACGUUAUUUUUGAAUUGCCUCUAGUGUCAGAAGAUGUCACAAGGGAUUGGAUAAGUGGUUUUUCCUAGCUCACUUUAUUGAGAGAAACAUGAUUUAUUUUCUAUUUUAUUGUAAAAUUUUUCUUUUUCAUGAUACAUUUGGUCUUAUCUUUUGACAGAGUAACACCAAGACUGGUUUAAUUUUUUCUCUCCUUUUCAAAAUAUAUUCUCACAACCCAAGCCUUAUUGUUUCUAACCUACGUGUAAGCCUGAGAAUCUCUUGGUACAGUGUGUGAUUUGGUUCUCAAGUAGCAUCCAUACUUACUUAAAAUAAGAUAAAAUUAGGCGCCACUGCCGAAUGUCAAAUUUGAGAAAACCAAAUUCAAAUAUUUUGUGUUGUGACAUUCAUUCAUCUAGCAGCAGUAACGGCUACAUUUUAUUAAAUGGGGUAAUACCAAGGAACCAAAUUAUGCAUUCCAGCUACAGCUCAUCAAAAGUCAUCUUUCUUAAACUUACACAGUCAAACAGAGCUAACCCUGGCUGUUUGAUAGAAAUUACACAUUAUUCAUCCAUGAUAUGUAGUGACCAAAGUGAAAGAGAAUGAAUCCUAAUAAAGUUAUAAUUCCUGGAAUGAA
Micropterus salmoides (largemouth bass) is the source of this 3365-nucleotide messenger RNA. It is a transcript of the gene tomm70, whose product is annotated as translocase of outer mitochondrial membrane 70 homolog A (S. cerevisiae). Bases 77 to 1813 code for a protein of 578 amino acids. Gene Ontology annotation, molecular function: protein binding. The transcript has 12 exons. The record is from RefSeq and is a predicted model, not a curated record. NCBI's taxonomy places the organism in Eukaryota, Metazoa, Chordata, Actinopteri, Centrarchiformes, Centrarchidae.